UGGCUCUAACCUAACAUUCGCAUUUAAUUUAUUUAAAGGUUUUGUUAUAAUUAUAUUAAUCACCAACGAAUUACUGUUAAAAGUUUUACAUUCCCGGUUUUAAAAUUGAAUGACAAAACAUCAUGAUAAUCCCAAGAUUUAAGCUGACCCAGGACGACGAGUUCGUUACCAUCAAUAUAAGAGCACCCUACUGCAGUUUAGGGGAAUUGGACGUUGAUAUUGACGGCAACACAUUUCUCUUUGUCUGCAAGCCUUAUUAUUUAAGAUUAACUUUACCUGGCGAAAUUUUGGAUGAUGACAGACUGCACAGCACCUUUGACACAGAUUCCGGUGAGUUUUCUUAUAGAUGUCCUAAGAAGAACAAGGGUGAAUAUUUCAAGGACCUUGAUCUGAUUACAAAACUUCUUACACCAACGGUUGAAGCUUCUUACAAUGAUGGAUCUAUGCCGAUAGAAAUUCUCUCAGAAGGUCAAGACUCUAUGGAGGUCGCUUCAGAGCAACCUGCUAAUGUAGACUUGUUAGAAUAUGGUUUUGGGUUUGGCUUGAGAGUUCAUAAAGAUUUUGUCCAUAUAAGUUCGGAAUUUGAUGAAGUAUUUGCCAUUGAUCCUUGCAAAGUCGGGUUAUCAGAGAGGAGGAAGCUUAGGCUGCAGUAUGAGCAAGGGAAGUUUAAUGUUGAACAUUAUCUUGCUGAUUUCAUAGAAAAUGAAGAGAUUUGUGAGCUUAUUGCACAAAAGUGUCCAUUUGUAGCCAAUGAGCCUUUUUGCUACACUGAUAAGGAAUUAGACUUUCUGAAAGAUCUUCCUAAUAUACAAUAUAAUUUAUCCUUGGACCAAAUUAACUAUUGCUUUAAUGGCCUUGUGGAUAUUUUGUUUGCUUAUUGCUAUGAUCAGCGUAUCACAAAUUAUGAAGGUAAUGUGGAGUCAGGAUGGACUAUUACCAAACUAGCAGCAACCUUUAAUUGGCUUGAUGCUUAUCAAACACCUAAAGAAGCUUUUACCACAGCAUUCAGAAGAAGUGUCAUUUAUCCUCUGCACAGGAAUUUCGAUUUGUCCCAGACAGUGUUUGAGGAUGUUAAACAGCUUAUAAAAAUGAAUGAAAAAUAUAUUAUCAAAGUACUGAUUCACAUGUAUCAUAUUCUUUGUGAUGACUGUGGAAGGUAUAUUCUGAACAACCUCUUUGUGAAGGAUUACAUCAUUUACAUGAUGAAAUGGGAUCCAAAUUUAUGGCAAUCAUUUGUUUCCCAAGUCCUUGAAGUGAAGAUAACUAAGGACGACUUAGGAUUAAAUUUGAAAGAGAUUGAAACUGGAUAUGUUAAAGACAAUCAGUUAGCAAGAAUGAUUAUAAGGGAGAAUGAAUCGGAUAGUGACGAUGACACAGAUUACUCGUCAACAGAAGACAGCUCAGAUUAUUCAUCCAGUUCAGAGUACACCAAUGAUUCUCACUCAGACACUGAAGAUUCGUUAGUGAUUCAGCUACAGCAAACAGUGUUGUAAAUGGCAGUGUAUAAUGUAGUUAUUUAUUUAGUUUUUAAGUUUUCACCAGAAGUGUUCUUAAGUUUAUUUCAGUUUAUGUUUUUUUUACUUUAAAUUUUUAAGUUAAUUAAGGGUAAUACCAAUGCAAAAAUUACUGUAAGCAAUUCAAAUGCAACUUUGAAACAAUAAUAAACAUGACAUUCAUGUUUAUUAAGAAUAAGAUUUCAUGUGUUUUUGGAUAAUAAUUUAACUUGUUGAGGUGUAUUAAUGUUAAAGCAAAUAAGUGGUACUGACUUGUUUAAAGUACCUUAAAACCUCUUUACUAUAUAGAACUGUUGUCAAAUAUGUAAAAUAAUAAAUUUAUUACAGUA
Anthonomus grandis grandis is the source of this 1843-nucleotide messenger RNA. Its product is annotated as protein SHQ1 homolog. The transcript has a single exon. The record is from RefSeq and is a predicted model, not a curated record. NCBI's taxonomy places the organism in Eukaryota, Metazoa, Arthropoda, Insecta, Coleoptera, Curculionidae. Gene Ontology annotation, biological process: box H/ACA snoRNP assembly. Bases 123 to 1493 code for a protein of 456 amino acids. Gene Ontology annotation, cellular component: cytoplasm; nucleoplasm.